AUGAAACUAUUACAAGCUGUCUUAGUACCUGUAUGGGUACUUGUAUCAUUAGUUCAACUAAGUUCUGGUUCGGCCAUUGCUGAGGCCAAUGUAGAUGCUGCUGACCAAAUAGGUAUCAAGAAUGAGAAGAUCAAUGUUGAUACGGAGAAUCCACCUAAGGGAAUGUCCUGGGAGGAAUGGCAUAUGUUACAUGAACAUCAGUUAGAAAAAUAUACCCCUGAACAAUUUUUCUCAUUGCAUGAUGUUCAAAAGAAAGGAUUUCUAGAUAAGAAUGAUAUACUUUCGUUAUAUGGUCUUGAUAGACGUGAAGUUAUUGGUACUGGUGAUGGUAUGGGUCAACAUGAUCAAAGUGAAGAAAUUGAUGAGGAAUUAGGUGAACGUGUUGUAAGUUUAAUUCUGAGACUUUUAGAUAUAAAUGAUGAUGAUAAAAUAUUGAGGAAUGAAUAUUUGGAUUUUGCAAAAACAGGCCAGAAAUUUCCUAAUUUAGGCGUUGGUGUUGGUCAUCAUUCUGAUUUUGAACAAGAAUAUGAACUUCAUCAUUGGAACAAAUUCCAUAGGGAUAAUGAUCCAGAGGUGAAAAACGUUCACAAGGAAGAUAUCGAACAUGAAUUGCUACAUCAUGAGCAUGAAAUUGAGCACGAAGAACAAGAACAAAGAAGUUCUUCAAGGGCUACAGUGAUUACAGAUGACGAGUUGGAAUCUCGUAUAGAACUGAAAAACAUUCCACAAAGAUUUAAGAACGGUCUCUUCUAA
Molecule: messenger RNA, 753 nt
Organism: Maudiozyma saulgeensis
Lineage: Eukaryota; Fungi; Ascomycota; Saccharomycetes; Saccharomycetales; Saccharomycetaceae
Source: the annotation of a GenBank genome assembly